Messenger RNA from Struthio camelus australis, 2325 nucleotides. The record is from RefSeq and is a predicted model, not a curated record. Lineage: Eukaryota; Metazoa; Chordata; Aves; Struthioniformes; Struthionidae.
AGGAAUUCUUUAAGGAUACAGUGGUUAGUACCUUCGAUUUUAAACAGUUUGUCAGAAAUCUGGGUGUUCUCCACCUUCUAUGUGUGAAAGCUAGCAAACUUCUCAAGUUUCCUUUAAAUUACCUCUAAGAUGUAUCAAUGAUUUGACUAUCUUGCUGAGCUAACGUUCUUGCUAUCACUCCAAAUAUGCCUAUGCUAUAUCAUCUUUUCUUCAGAUGACUGGGUCGAACGAGUUCAAACUAAACCAAACUCCAGAUGAUGGUAUUUCAUCAGUAAAGUUUAGUCCAAAUACGUCUCAGUUUCUGCUUGUUUCAUCCUGGGACACAACUGUCCGGCUCUAUGAUGUGCCUGCCAACUCCAUGAGACUCAAAUAUCAACAUUCAGGAGCUGUCCUUGACUGUGCUUUUUAUGAUCCAACCCAUGCCUGGAGUGGAGGAUUAGAUCAGCAAUUGAAAAUGCACGAUCUUAACACGGACCAAGAAAACCUUGUUGGUGCUCAUGAUGCUCCUAUCAGAUGUGUUGAGUAUUGCCCGGAAGUGAAUGUAAUGGUGACUGGAAGCUGGGAUCAAACAGUUAAACUGUGGGAUCCCAGAACUCCUUGUAAUGCAGGAACUUUCUCUCAACCUGAAAAGGUGUACACGCUGUCUGUGUCUGGAGAUAGACUAAUUGUGGGGACUGCAGGUCGGAGAGUGCUGGUGUGGGAUUUGCGGAACAUGGGUUAUGUUCAGCAGCGAAGAGAAUCGAGCCUGAAGUAUCAGACCCGUUGUAUCAGAGCGUUUCCAAAUAAACAGGGUUAUGUUUUAAGUUCUAUUGAAGGUCGUGUUGCAGUGGAAUAUUUGGAUCCAAGUCCAGAAAUACAGAAGAAGAAAUAUGCCUUCAAAUGUCACCGUUUGAAGGAGAAUAACAUUGAGCAGAUUUAUCCAGUUAAUGCCAUUUCUUUCCAUAAUGUCCACAACACAUUUGCUACAGGAGGUUCUGAUGGAUUUGUAAAUAUUUGGGAUCCCUUUAAUAAAAAGCGACUGUGUCAGUUCCAUCGGUAUCCCACAAGCAUAGCAUCUCUUGCCUUCAGCAAUGAUGGAACCACCCUUGCAAUAGCUUCUUCAUACAUGUAUGAAAUGGAUGACAUUGAGCAUCCUGAAGAUGGUAUCUAUAUUCGCCAAGUGACAGAUGCAGAAACAAAACCUAAAUCUACUUAGACUUCUGGUGAUAUCUCUUCUCUACAAAAGAGUUGCCCACCUGCUCCCAACAAGACGAAACUAAAACAACAAAAGUGGGAAGAACAGUCUUUGUAUUGCUGUUAUUUUUAACUAAGAAAUAUUUGUUUGCAUGUUGUAUGUUAUAAUCUGUCAUUACUUUUCUGCUUAGAACAGUAGUGAAUCAGUGUUUUCUUUAACUGCUGUCUGUAGGUAAACUAGUUCCUUCUUGUAGGCAACUUUGCUUAUACAGCUUCAUAACAACUUAUGACACUUUGUAGUAUCCUAAUUAUGAAAACUUACAGCGUUCUCAGAAUUGUUCAAUAAAUACACAUCCUAGGUUUUUGAAAACAAAUUUUGUAUAACAACCUCUACUUUUUGUGAAACAAAUAUUAGACCUUUGUGUUGCAAGAAUUCUUGAGUUCUAGAUACUUCAUUAUGGGAAAUCUCUUAACCUGUCUUCUGUGUGAGGUAAAAUGGGAAUACUUUCCUCACCUGCGGAUACUGACUAUUCAGGUAACGAUUUCAUGGUGUUGUGAAAAUCUACAGUUGCAUUAGGAGUGCUAGGUUAUCUUGAUGACUUGACAGCUACUGAGAAAACACUUACCGUUUCGGGAGGAAAGUGAGAACUCCUUAGCAUAUAGUACUCUUAGAUUAGUCAUCUACUACCACUGUAUAUUUGUAUAGAAGUCCAAGAUUAAUCAUGUAUGUGAAGAAUUGAGGGUGGAGGGAAGCAAAUGGAGGGCUUGGGCUACAGCAGGCCAGUCUGUUUGGCGUCUGCAAGUUUGACCUGAAAGUGCAAAGUUUAUGUGGUAUCACAAAUAAAAAGGUAGAGAAGAACAGCGAUAAAGAGUGCAAAUACUGUUCUGGCCACAAAAGCAAUGCAGUAUGCUCUUUCUCCAUAUGUUUUGUUUACCUUAUUGCCGCUUGGUCAGAAGUACAAUCUGUAAUUGGAAUUUUAUAUCAACCACUUGGGGAUUUGGAAUGUGGGAGGGAGACAUGGUUGAACUUAGACAACUUAAUUUCUGUUAAGAAAGUAGUAUUAGGAAAACAUUUCAGCUACUCUGUGUAUGUGCCUCUUCAAAACAAGAAGAGAAGAUAGGUCUGAUCAAGAGAAUAAACCUGCAAAUCCA